AGAGAUCAGCGGCUGGUGAAGGAGCUGGUGGCGGGGGUCACCCGACUGCGGCGCCGACUGGACUUCGUGGUCGCCAACCUGACGCAACAAACACCUGCGGACAUGGAGUCGGGAGUACGGCAGGUGCUUCGGUUGGGUGUGUACGAGCUGACGGAACGACGCUUGGCGCCGUACGCUUUGAACGAGCACGUACAACUCGCCAAGGUGGUUUCGGGGCCGGGGGCCGGCUCCUUCGUCAACGGUGUUCUCAGAUCCGCCGCCCGGCAGGUUGAGGCCGGUACCCUCCCCACACCUGAGGUACGUCCUCUCCGUCUCCUGGCUCUGCAGCACUCUCACCCCAACUGGCUCGUAUCCCGCUGGCUGAGCCGCUUCGGCCGGCAAGGCACUGAGGCCCUGCUGCGCCGCAACAACAUGCCGCCCAUCUACACGGUCCGUGUCAAUACACUGAGGGCGGGAGCUAGCGUGGAGCGGUUGUUGGGGCAGUUGGCGGCGGUUGGGGUGGAGGCGGAGGCGUCGCCGUUGAUGCCAACGGAGUUCAUUCGGAUUCGGUCGGGGCUGCAGAAGUUGUUGGCUGAGGGUUUCGUGUCGGACGGUUCUCUUGUCGUACAGGACGAGUCCGCAGGCCUCGUGGUUUCCCUCCUGGACCCUCAGCCCGGGGAGAGACUCCUGGACUGCUGCGCGGCUCCCGGGGGCAAGACUCUCUUCGCGGCGGCCCGGAUGCGAGGUCACGGCAGCAUCACGGCGCUGGAUGUGUCGGCGCCGCGCCUGGGCGCCCUCCGCCGCGCCGCUGAGCUGGCGGGUGUCGAGGACAUGGUCACCACACGCGCAGUGGACUUGCGCAGGCGGGUACGGCAACCGGAUACGGCAACCAUGUGGCAGUACGACAAGGUCUUGUUGGAUGCGCCGUGUACGGGAACGGGUGUUUUGGCCAAACGUGCCGAUCUGAGGUGGCGCCGUACACCUGAGCAGCUGUACGAACUGGUGGCGUUACAACAGGAGCUGCUGGAGGCGGCGGCGUGCCUGGUGGCCCCUGGGGGAGUCCUAGUGUACAGCACAUGUGACAUAGAGGAGGAGGAGGACCAAGAGAGGGUGCGGACCUUCCUGGAGCGGCAUCCGGAGUUCGAGGUGGAGCCGGCGGCGGCGGCGGCAGUGCCAUCCGGCCGCCGUGGUUUCGGAGCCUCGUGGGUGCCUCCCUCUGUAGUGACGGCGGAGGGCUUCAUGGCCACGUUGCCGCACGUCCACGACACGGAUGGCGCGUUCGCGGCGCGGCUGAGGCGC
Volvox carteri f. nagariensis is the source of this 1278-nucleotide messenger RNA. RefSeq lists its product as uncharacterized. The record is from RefSeq and is a predicted model, not a curated record. The annotation marks the transcript as partial. The transcript has 8 exons. Gene Ontology annotation, biological process: RNA methylation; rRNA processing; regulation of DNA-templated transcription. NCBI's taxonomy places the organism in Eukaryota, Viridiplantae, Chlorophyta, Chlorophyceae, Chlamydomonadales, Volvocaceae. Gene Ontology annotation, molecular function: RNA binding; rRNA methyltransferase activity.